AUGUGUGAUAGCUUUCAUGACCACUCCAAUCAACUAAAAGAUGCUGUAUGCAAGUUGGAGGCUCGUGGGAUGAAAGCUGCAGAGCUACAUGGAGAUCUUAGUAAGCUUUCUAGAUCAACCAUCUUAAAGAAAUUCAGUAAUGAGGAAGUGAGGGUGUUAGUGACGAAUGAACUUUCUGCUAGAGGAUUGGAUAUACCAGAAUGUGAUCUUGUAGUUAAUCUGGAAUUACCCACUGACUCAAUUCAUUAUGCACAUCGAGCCGGCAGAACUGGUCGUCUUGGAAGGAGAGGUAUUGUGGUUACCAUAUGUGAGGAGCCACAAGUCUUCGUCGUUUACAGAAGCAGCUUGGGAUCUGUAUUGAGGCUUGUGAGUUUACGGAGGGGAAACUUGCUGUGA
Molecule: messenger RNA, 396 nt
Organism: Fraxinus pennsylvanica
Lineage: Eukaryota; Viridiplantae; Streptophyta; Magnoliopsida; Lamiales; Oleaceae
Source: the annotation of a GenBank genome assembly